AUGUGGAUCAAUGAAUACGUUAUUAGGCACUAUCGGCCAACAAAUAUGAGCAAUAAAAUGUGUGCUAAAAGCAUCUUCCACUGGACUAACGAGACAAUCAACAUUUGGAGCCAUUUGCUAGGUUUCAUCUACUUCACCUACUGUCAGUACGAGAUGAACGCCUAUCGUAUACCGUUGAUGGGCGGUCAUUUUCAAGAUCAUCUCGUCAUAUCGCUCUCGAUAUUUGGAGCUCAGGUUGUGCCACUCAAUAUACUCUGA
This is a messenger RNA of Cooperia oncophora, 258 nucleotides long. Lineage: Eukaryota; Metazoa; Nematoda; Chromadorea; Rhabditida; Trichostrongylidae. The record is from the annotation of a GenBank genome assembly.